ACAGUUAAGGAGCUCAUGCGUCUCCUUGCUGUUGAGCAGGACACAACCCGUGAUUUACAGCAGGAGCUCUCCCUUGUCACCUCUCAGCUCGCCUUUGAACAGGACCGUGCGGAUACUGCCGAGCGUAAACUCAAAGACGUCGUCACGCGCCUCAAAGAUGCCAACGAUGUUCGGUUGGUUGCCCAAAGUGACGUCGCGAGGUUGACAGAGGAACUGCGGUUAUACAAAGUGACGUUUGAGGAGGCGCAGAAGGAAAUAUUCAAGGCUCAAAAUGUCUUGCAACAGGUAGAGGAUCAGAGGAGAGAGGCGGAAGAAGAGGCGACCAAGUUGCGGAGGAAAGUUAGGAAGAUGAACGAAGAGAAGGUGAUUGAGCUGGCUAGAGAACAAGGGAGAAAGCAGGGGUUGCGAGAAGGCAUCGAGAUGGGCAAGGACAUAGGUUACCUCAAUGGAAGAAACAAGGGAUACGUCACCGGACGUGCGACUGCUGAUCGU
Molecule: messenger RNA, 492 nt
Organism: Pisolithus orientalis
Lineage: Eukaryota; Fungi; Basidiomycota; Agaricomycetes; Boletales; Pisolithaceae
Exons: 1
Source: RefSeq, a predicted model, not a curated record